AUGUCACUAAAGCACACCACGAACGUAAAAACCAACUGGAUAAAAGUGAACGACUUUCACUCGGCAUGUUUUGUUAGCAAUGAAGCAUUAGCAGUGGGAAUGAGCAGCCAUAUUCUAUUAUGGAACUUAACAACUAAAACCGAGAGCUACUACCGAGCAGUGGACAAAACCAGCGGAGAAGGUGUAUCAUGCUUAACGGGCCAUAAGAGCUUCAGCAUAUACGCCUUUGCAGAGAAAUGCAUAAGCCCUAGAAUUUUCAUCAAUGAUUAUCCAAACAAUUCUGUUUUAUACAUUCUGCAAGGAGGUGAAAAUAUUUUUAGUUACAUUUCAAUAUGUUUUUCGGAGGGAGAGUACUUGAUUGCUCUAAGCGGAAUUCCUGACUAUUCUAUCGAAGUUCAUGUAUGGAGAAAUAAAGAAAUGCUGAUAAAGAAAAGUACAGGCAUACACAGUGACAAGCAACGAAUAAUCUGUAGUCCUUCUUCAUCGGUUGCCGUAUGCCAGCUGGCCUACAACAAGCCUCAAGCUAUAUUUUGGGAAAUUCAUGGAAGCAUCAGAGUGAGCAAGCUAAUUGAGAAAGCAGUUAGACUACCGUUUGGAAAUGACUCUGCUCCUAUCGAUAGUACAUUUUUACUCGAUGGUACUCUAGUUAUUGUUAACAAAGUUGGAGCUGUCUAUACUUUCUCUGGCAGCACUGGACAAAUGAAUCGAAUUAUACAAGCAGCCAAUGAACCUGGGUCUUUUGCGCCCCUAAUUUACUACUGUAAAGGAGGGCUAUUUCUUCGCAAUCCCAACGGAAAUAUCAGCUUUUACAAACGACAAAAGAAUAUUUACAUUCAAAUAUGGAACACUGAUUCAGCAGUACAGUUCGCUUCAUUAUUGUACUAUUCCACAAGCAACGGGCUCUAUGGUAUAACUUCAAAUGGGAACCUAGUGCUGACAACAGUGGACAACGACCUACGAAACGUGGAACAUGUACCAGUUAUGGAAUUCGAGAUGCAAUUCACAUGCUUUUUGUUCGUAAACCCUUUGACUGAAGUUGUAGUUGGCCUCAAUAGUGCAAGUGAACUGAUAGUAAUAGAUGUAAAAACUGGAAUGAAACUGGCCAAAUAUUUCAUAGACAAAAUAAGCUGCAUGCAAGAGCACCCUUUAUAUCCUUUUAUAUCAGUGGCUACGUUAACAGGAAUAGUGUAUUUAGUUUCGUUAUACCGUCCAGAGAAACCAUGUUUGCUUGCGGAUUUUUAUCUAGGUUAUUGUACCAUUUCGCGAAUACGGUUUUCUGAAGAUGGAUUGUAUAUGGUUGUUAUCGAUGAACGCAACAAUGUCUUCGUUAUCAAAGGACUACCUGGCAAACAGAUGGAUGUAAUCUAUCAUUGUUCUAUAUCUAUAACAGAAAACAUAUCACACCCAAUACUUAUGGUUUCUGCAGAAAACAUAGAAAUUAUUGCAUUAGUUGCAAAUAACGAGAAAGAACCAUCAAAUAAACUCACUAUUAUCGUUAUUUCUGUUUGUAACGGAAAACAUAACAUAACGACCGAAGAACUGCAGAAAAAAUAUAUUCAAUUCGAACGCAAAUUUGGUUGCCUAUCAGGAUCAAACAGGAUGUAUGCUGUCGGAUAUCUAACCAAUGAAAUCGAUAUUCUAGAGAUAGUAGAAGAUGACACAAAAUGUUUGCAAGUUAAAAUUGUAUCGACAAUCGAGGUAAAGCACCAAAUCCCACAUUUCUCCAUUUAUGCGAAUCAGCACCAUCUAUCAACAUGGAGCAUUGAUGGUUUGGUCACGAUAUUUGAUGUUAAAACUGAUAAACUGCUGGCUUUUUUUAUUACCGAACACCACAUAGACGGAGGAAUUUUACUGGCGAGAGCUGAUUUGAACCGUUUAUUCAUUUGCACACUGAGCUAUUCAGGCUAUUUGGUUUGUACCAAAGUUAGACGCGUUGUUCCUACAUUACAACGCUACGAUGAUAUUAAACUUAGUUUGGAAACAGACGACAUAAGGAUUAUGUUCAAUACAACAAUCACAAGACUGGUUUCCAAAGAACUACCCAGUACGCGCUGGAUCGAUUUGGAGAAAAUAAAUAAAACCCAAACUGAAAAAUUAAAAUUUGAAUCUACGAAACAGAGUAUUCUGAAUGACUUCGAAAACAUAAAACUAAAUCUCAAAGAAAUACUAAAUACAAAUGAAACGGCUACUGAGGAUGAAAUGUUGCCAAUUCAAUUAUUUAAUCUGAACUCUACUACCGCUAACCUAUUAAGGGAGAAGGCUAAAGUGAAUCGAAAUACAGAACAUUGUCGAUUACUCAGUUACAUUGUUAACCAGGAACGAGCCAAUGAGCAUAUUGUUCAAAAAUGCUGGAGUAUCAUGGAACGAAAACCAAUAAAAGUCAGGUCAAUAUUUAAUAAACGUUCUGUAGAAAAUUAUCCAUCGCUACCAAAAGAACGAAAUGAGUUGUUUUUACAAAGAAUAGGAGUAUAUCGUGAAACCGAGCAAAUGGCUAGUCACGAUGCUCUAUUGCCUUGGAAACCAACACCUACUUACCUACUGGAGUCAAUUCUAAAUCGUGACCCUGACUACGGAAACGUGAUAGAUUUGUUGUCGAGUGCACAAUUCCAAAAGCCAAAUUCCCUCAACGGAACUACAACCCAUAUAUUUGUAAAACCGAUGCCACUACGUUAUGAACAGUUGGAAGUCGUCACAUUUGAGCAAUUAAACUUCGAGAAUGUGUGUGGAAAAAUAGAGAUGCUGAAACUUCGUGAACUAUUUAAUAGUAAAUUAGAUCUACUAAAGACAUUGAAAGAUAACGAAAUGGACACCGUGCUUAAACGCAACAAUCGAUUACGUGUCAUUCAAAGUGAACUGUCUAUCAUGUCCAAACUUUUAAAUACUAUCGACUUUAAAAAAGAAACUAUAGUAGAUCCAUGCUUUCAACCAGACGAAAUUCCAGAGACAAUAGUAGAAACCAAGAAUGACGAGAUAGCCGUGGCCCAAUAUUGUACUCCCAGCAUGGAAAAAGUUCUUGCACUAGAUAGAGCGGAAAAAAUGCGAAGACAGCAGCAGCUUAUGGCUAAUGAUUUUAAAGAUCGUGCCCUUGUGGUAAUGAUGGAUGGAGUUCUGGAACAUCGCUGGGAAGACGAGAUCAAAAAAUCUCCUCCAAUUCCCCAUUGCCUGGAAACCGGAAAAGAUCCUCUAUAUUACAAUGAAACUGAUAUCAGAGAAGUGAAAGAUUAUGAAGAGCAGCUUGAUAUUGUUAUCCAAGAACGAAUCCGUUACAAACAAUUACUUGAGGUUGAAAAAAGUCACAUUGUCGAGAGUUUAGAAAACCAGAUAAAACAAUUCAACAUGAAAGUGGCGAAAUGCUUGCUGGAAAAAAUCUGUAUAGAAUCAGCUAUCAGAGAGGAGGAGAUGCGAAUUCUUAAAAAUACAUUGUAUAAUCAGCAACGCCUUGUUUACGAUCGAAAAGCAAAUUCUUUGCGAUCUAGCAUUGACGACAUUCAGAAACAAAUCGAUGAUAUAGCAGCGACAACUACCGAAAUUCAAGAAAAAGUCAAUGAUUAUAAGAAUACUUACGAAACACUCAAUACGAAAGAUAAAAUGUUAGACAAACAGUUCAAAAUAAAUUUUUUGGACAAUGCCCAGUCAGCGAUUGUCGAUCAAGCUUACAAAAUUUUCAAGAGACGCCCAAAGGUGCAGUUAAGAGCCGCAGUUACUGUGUCUAUAUUCCAAGAUUUAGCCAAACGAAUUACAGCCAAGAAAGUACCUCAACACAGUGAUAUACUUUUCCCACAAGAAUGCUUAGAACAUUUAUCAGCCUGCGAAAAUUUAGAUCAAACAAAUAAUUGUCCUACCGGAAUGGAUAGCACCGUGUGGCAAACAUUGUGCAAAAUGCGACGAAUUAAGAUGGAGAGCGAAUUCAGACUAAAAAGUUGUGAGAUCCAGUUAGCAGACACAGAAGCAGCUUUGAAUGCUUUUCAGCGGGAACUCGCGUCAAAAAAAUAUACAUUUAGUACGUUAGAGAACAGGAUGAAUGAACUGCUGAAAAACAAGUUUUUAGAUUCCACUAACAGAAACGUGCAAAUUGUGAUGAAACGCGGAUUAGUUGAAGCUCCCAUGUUCGGGAAGAUGAAUGAUUUCGACAGCUGCAUUCUCAUUCAUCGCACAGACGUGGACGAUAUUAACGUAAUUAUCAAACGUGCAGGUGCCAAAAAACUUAAAGCAAUGGCGAACGCAGCUUUAUUCAGACGAAAAAUUAUUAUUCAAGAGUGGGAACAUAGAGCGCUUAUGCUCAGAAUUCGUGAUCUGAGAGAUCAAAUCAAAUUAAUCGAGAAAUGCAGGAUUACCAAAGAAGUACAGGAAUGGUUAAAACGAAAGGAAACAGGAAUUAUAGAAGAUCUCGGACAGCAGGCAUUGGAACGAGAAAUAGAAAAUGCAAUUUACUCAGAAGAGAAAACACUGAUUGAAGUGAGGAAGUCAGUAGAAGAUUUGGAGGAAAAAAUACAUAUAAAGCGGAAGGAGAAUAAAUCUAUUGAUAAGCAAACGCAGGAUUUAAACAUUGACGUUACCGAACAGCACCUGAAGACGGACUGGGACUUAGAAAAAAAUCAACAACAAGCCAUGGAAAACAAAAUGGCUCUUAUUGUUGAUCGAAGCCGGCUUGUACGGUUAGUUCAAGUACAGUAUGCACAGAUACUUGAGCUUGGAACCAUGUUAGAAUUGCAACGUCUCAAAACCUAUCCUACUCUUUCAACUUCCUUCAUUGGUAACGAUAAUACUGCUUUCAAUCAACAGAACAGUAUCCAGAUUUUCCGUACGGAGGAAACCAAGUUUGCCGAAAUAGACGCUGCGGUCGGCGUUGCCAUAUUACCGGACCGGAUGAAAGGUCCCCAACGGGCAAUCUGGUCGGCGGCUAUACCGAUUCGGAUGAUGUGCGUAAAAAUCGCAAAAAAUACGCCUCACUAG
Messenger RNA from Sabethes cyaneus, 4953 nucleotides. RefSeq names its product cilia- and flagella-associated protein 43. Lineage: Eukaryota; Metazoa; Arthropoda; Insecta; Diptera; Culicidae. Gene Ontology annotation, cellular component: axoneme. Bases 1 to 4953 code for a protein of 1650 amino acids. Gene Ontology annotation, molecular function: protein binding. The transcript has 14 exons. Gene Ontology annotation, biological process: cilium assembly. The record is from RefSeq and is a predicted model, not a curated record.